AUGGUAUUAUAUGUUAGAUAUGGUUUAAAUUCAACUUUCUUUAUGAAUAAAGGUUUAGACUAUACUCCAAAUAUCAAUCCGCUAUAUCCAAUUGAAGAUAAAAGUUUAUUCUCAAUUGAAACUGAAUGUCCAAGUGGAAGAAGCUUUAUUCAACCAGAAUUAAAAUCAUUUGAUUUUGAACCAAAAAGUAUUAAUGUUGGAUCUUUAAAUAGAGAUGUAACAUUUACAUAUGGAAUUUCAAUUGGAUCAGGUAUUAAAGAAUAUCCAAUUUGUAAUGAUGUAAUUACAACACAAACAAAUUCAACAUUCAACCAAUACAAAUGUAAAUUAACAUUACCAUAUGGAUUUGGAUUACCACAAGAUAUUUUAGUCAAUCUUUAUGGUUUAAUUGGAUUUGGAGCUUACUUUGGUUAUUCAUCAAUAACAUUAAGAAACAAUGGAUAUCCAUUUUUAAUUGAAACAAGUUUCACAGUAUUGGAUUCUCAAAGCCCUGGAUUAAUUACAGGUACAAGUCCAAUAUCAUCAGAAGGUGGUUCACUAUUUAUUUAUGGUAGAUUCCCACCAGAUGCAGAUUUUACUGUUGAAUUCAGCCAAGGAUAUUCAUUAAAACCUUCAACGAAAUCUGGCUUAAUUAUUAAAGUAGAUGGCGCGAAACCAUCAAAUGAUCCAUUUACAAUUUCGAUUAAAAAUGGAAAUUCAAAAUCAUACAUGUACACAGUUACACCAUUCAUAAUUAAAUAUUUUAGAUCAAACUGUAGAGGUACACCAGUUUGUGGUGGUCCAACUCAUGGUACAUGUAAUCAUGUAUUAGGUUGUAUUUGUAAUUGGCAAUGGGAUGGCGAAGAUUGUAAUUUUAAAGUUAUUACCAAGCCUCAACCAUCAAAAUGUAAAGGAACUCCAAUUUGUGGUGGUGCAACUCAUGGUACAUGUGAUAAUUUAUUAGGUUGUAUUUGUAAUUCACCAUGGGUUGGUGUAGAUUGUAAUUCUAAAGUUAUUAUAGUACCUCAACCAGAAUUUAAUACAACUUCUCCAACAAUUGUUUUAAACGAAACAACAACAUCAGAUAAUUCAGAAACAAAUAUAGUAGCAUUAAUAAAUAUAGUAGCAAUUAGAGAGAUCGUUUAUAAUAAUAAAGUUUUACAUAUGUAUUCAUUCGAUAAAUGGAUUUAUAAUUCAAAUAAUUAUAAAUUAUCAACAUAUUCAUCUAAUAUAGUAUUGAAUACUUUGAAAUGA
Dictyostelium discoideum AX4 is the source of this 1233-nucleotide messenger RNA. RefSeq lists its product as hypothetical. The record is from RefSeq and is a predicted model, not a curated record. Lineage: Eukaryota; Evosea; Eumycetozoa; Dictyosteliales; Dictyosteliaceae. The transcript has 2 exons. The coding region runs from base 1 to 1233 and encodes 410 amino acids.